Molecule: messenger RNA, 1221 nt
Organism: Oncorhynchus kisutch (coho salmon)
Lineage: Eukaryota; Metazoa; Chordata; Actinopteri; Salmoniformes; Salmonidae
Product: proline-rich extensin-like protein EPR1
Exons: 1
Coding region: 1-1221 (406 amino acids)
Source: RefSeq, a predicted model, not a curated record
AUGCUCACCUACAAAGCACUCAAUGGACUGGGGCUCACAUACAUGUCUGACCUCCUGCCCCCCCCCCCCCCCCCCCCCCCAAUUUCCUGCACCCCUACACUCCUGCACCCCUACUAUCCUGCACCCCUACACUCCUGCACCCCUAAUCUCCUGCACCCCUACACUCCCACCCCCCCAAUUUCCUGCACCCCUACUCUCCUGCACCCUUACACUCCUGCACCCCUACUCUCCUGCACCCUUACACUCCUGCACCCCUACCUUCCUACUCUCCUGCACCCCUACUCUCCUGCACCCUUACACUCCUGCACCACUACCUUCCUACACCCCUACUCUCCUGCACCCCUACUCUCCUGCACCCCUACUCUCCUGCACCCUUACACUCCUGCACCCCUACUCUCCUGCACCCUUACACUCCUGCACCACUACCUUCCUACACCCCUACUCUCCUGCAUCCCUACCUUCCUACACCCCUACUCUCCUGCACCCUUACACUCCUGCACCCCUACUAUCCUGCACCCCUACACUCCUGCACCCCUACCUUCCUGCACCCGUACUCUCCUGCACCCCUACCUUCCUACACCCCUACUCUCCUGCACCCCUACUCUCCUGCACCCUUACACUCCUGCACCCCUACCUUCCUACACCCCUACUCUCCUGCACCCCUACUAUCCUUUAACCCUUACACUCCUGCACCCCUACCUUCCUGCACCCUUAUUCUCCUGCACCCCUACUCUCCUGCACCCCUACCUUCCUGCACCCCUACUCUCCUUUAACCCUUACACUCCUGCACCCCUACCUUCCUGCACCCCUACUCUCCUGCACCCCUACUCUCCUGCACCCUUACCUUCCUGCACCCCUACACUCCUGCACCCCUACCCCCCUGCACCCCUACCUUCCUGCACCCCUACACUCCUGCACCCCUACCUUCCUGCACCCCUACUCUCCUUUAACCCUUACACUCCUGCACCCCUACCUUCCUGCACCCCUACUCUCCUGCACCCCUACUCUCCUGCACCCUUACCUUCCUGCACUCCUACACUCCUGCACCCCUACCCCCCUGCACCCCUACCUUCCUGCACCCCUACUCUCCUGCACCCCUACUCUCCUGCACCCCUACACUCCUGCACCCCUACCUUCCUGCACCCCUUCUCUCCUGCACGCCGACUCUCCUGCACCCUUACACUCCUACACUCCUACCUUCCUGCACCCCUACACUCCUAA